Messenger RNA from Lasiosphaeria miniovina, 1866 nucleotides. RefSeq names its product Alpha/Beta hydrolase protein. The record is from RefSeq and is a predicted model, not a curated record. Gene Ontology annotation, molecular function: serine hydrolase activity. The coding region runs from base 1 to 1866 and encodes 621 amino acids. NCBI's taxonomy places the organism in Eukaryota, Fungi, Ascomycota, Sordariomycetes, Sordariales, Lasiosphaeriaceae. The transcript is spliced from 2 exons.
AUGGUUUCAAGCCUGCUGCACGCGGCCUUCCUAGGCCUGGCCGCUGCCCCCGUCGCAGCCAGUAGCCCCCCGGCUCCCACAGUAGUGGCACACGGCGACGUGACGUACCGCGGCACGACGACGGGCACAGUCGAGCACUUCCUCAACAUCCGCUUCGCGCACGACACGUCCGGGCCCCGGCGCUUCGCCCCGCCCGAGCCCUACACACCGCCGGCCGGCAGCGAAGUCGACGCGACGCGGCCGGGCCCCGCGUGCGCGCAGACCCAGGGCGGGCUGCCGCCCUUCUUCGACGCCACGCCCGACAUCAGCGAGGACUGCCUGACGGUGCGCAUCGCUCGGCCGGCCGGCACGGCGCCCGGCGCGCGCCUGCCCGUAGUCGUCCACGUCGUCGAGGGUGGCGUCAUCAAGGGCUGGGCCUACGACCCGCACGCCGACCCGGAGCCGCUGGUCGCCCUGGCCGCUGAGCUGGGCAAGCCCGUCAUGUACGUGGCGCUGCAGUCGCGGCUGACCAUGUUCGGCUUCGCGCGGCUGCCGCUGCUGAGGGACCGGCAGUCGCUCAACGCGGGGAUGCGCGACCAGCGCGCGGGCAUGGAGUGGGUGCGCGACAACAUCGCGGCGUUCGGCGGCGACCCGCAGCGCAUCACCGCGUGGGGGCUCAGCGCCGCCGGCACCAUGACGGCGCUGCAGCUGGUGGCGUACGGCGGGUGCAAAGGCGUGCCGUUCACGCAGGUGUGGACCAUGUCGGGCCCGCCGGGCACCGCGCUGAACAUGUCGAGCGACGCCACUGAGGCGCACACGCGCGCUGUGGCCGAGAAGCUGGGCUGUGCGCACGGCGGCGACGAGAGCACGCUCGCGUGUCUGCGGCAGCUGCCCAUGGAACAGCUGCUGGACGCCGCCGUCGCCUACUCGGUCGAGAACCACCCUCCCAUGGGCCUCUUCACGUUCAUCCCGUCGGUGGACGGCGAUUUCUUCCCCGACCGCACGUCGACGCUGUAUAGGAGCGGCAGGUUCGCCAAAGGCAUCCCCACGGUCCUGAGCUGGACGCACGACGACGGCGCCACGCAAGCAGGGCCGGCGUCCAUGUUCCAGAGCGAAGACGACAUGAAAUCGCGGAUCCAGGCAUUCGCGCACGCGCUGACAGACGACGACCACGCGGAACUGUUCGCGCUGUACGCGGCAGCAGACUUUGCGCCCGAGGCCGCCGCAUACGCCUCCAGCAAGCAGGCUUCCGACCCAGACGUGCCGAUCCACUGGUUCCGCAUCUCACGGCUGCUGCGCGACCUGCUGUUCACGUGCUCGUCGCUCGACCUGGGGCACGAGAUGGCGCGGCAGUCGCCCGUGUCCGACUGGGUGCGCACGUACAGCCUCAACCAGACCAUGCUGACGCCGUUGUUUCGUGCUGCUGGCAUGCCGUACCUCGGCACGCCGCACGGCAGCGACAUGAACUACGUGAUGGCGGGCGUGGCGCCCGAAAUUCCCGACGUAUCCGCGGCCGACGCGCAGCUGGCGCGCGACAUGGUCGGCGCGUUCGCGCAGUUCGCAUACACGGGUAGUCCUGAGACCGCUGGCGGCGAGAGUGGGCUGGGGGCCUGGCCGCCGGCGUUCCCUGGGGCCAAGGAGGGCGAGGAGCUCGCGAGCGUGGUCGUGCAGGUUGUGGGCGGGCCGCUGGGGACGGGGCCCGCGCUGGUGCAGCACGCUGGAGACGGGCACGAAAGGGUCCCUGACGACGACGGCAUGCAGGUGCCACUGGCGGGCGGGAUCGAGUUUGGAGACGUGUCUGCCGUGCGCAGGCGCGAGCUGGGCCGCCAGAAGCUGUUCCAGCGGUGCGCGUUCAUCAACUCGCUGGCGGAGAAGCUGGGCCACUGA